GAAAAACAUAGCCUUCCUCUGUUUUAUGGUUCUGUCCCGCGAAUUGAUCUAUGGGAUUGAUUGUUCAGUCCGCUCCGUCCAAUUAUCCCCAUGUCCAUUAGAGGGAGUGCAGACUGUCCCACACAGCACAGAACUGAUUCAACGCAUUUUUCGGAUUCAAGAAGGGUAGGGUGCAGGGCAGCUAGCCCCCGCAACAACAGGGAGAUAGCUACAAGUCAGUUACUGCCUGGCUGAACCGAUCAGCUACCGCAAUCAAUUGAUGUCUUCAGAUGAGAUUUAAGCGUUUACUGUGCAUUUAGUUGUCUGACGUUGGCCGUUCAGAAAAUACAACCCGACAAAAUGUCAGAGCCUGCGGUGGCCGACACUCGCCGGUUGAAUUCCAAGCCUCAGGACCUGAUGGAUGCAUACGGUCCCCCCAGCAAUUUUCUGGAAAUAGACGUUUAUGAUCCACAAAUCGUUGGAGUUGGACGCAACCGUUACACAACUUACGAAGUUCGCAUGCGGACAAACCUUCCCAUUUUCAAACUGAAGGAUUCCUGUGUGAGAAGAAGAUACAGUGACUUUGAGUGGUUAAAGAAUGAGCUGGAAAGAGACAGUAAGAUUGUAGUACCACCUCUGCCAGGCAAAGCCCUGAAGAGGCAGUUGCCAUUCCGUGGAGACGAGGGCCUUUUUGAGGAGUCAUUCAUUGAGGAGCGGCGAUUAGGCCUGGAGCAGUUCAUCAACAGAAUUGCAGGCCACCCUUUGGCCCAGAACGAGCGCUGUCUUCACAUGUUUCUGCAAGAGGAAAGCAUUGACCGCAACUACAUUCCUGGAAAAGUAUGAAUGAAACAAUACAGACUGCUGCACCUGCCCGUUGUACAUUUAUUUCUCCAUCACGUCCUUAUAAAGCUGGUGGAAAUGUCAGAACAGUUUCAACGAUGUAGGAAAAAUGCAACUGUUGCUCCUGGACAAAACUAAGAGUUGCAAUGUGUAAAUUGUUUGAUGUUGAGGUCUAUUCAGCCAUUCCACAUAUGAUUUUUGAUUCAGCAAUUAGUGAAAGAGAAAAUGUGUUACAUACUAUAUCAUUUUGUCAUAGCUAGAAUUUUUUUUACAAUGAUGAUUAUAUUUUCUGAAUGUCUUUUUAAUUGAUUCGACCAAGUUUAAAAAGAAGGCAUAGUUUCCUGCUUUGUUUGCUUUUGCUAGCAAAGAUGUGAUUUCGAUGAUAACCUCCCAAAAAUGAGCAACAUGUAGCAUCAUUAAAAAGACAGUGACAUGUCAAUCCAGUCAAUGUUUCCCCCUGAGUUUUAUGUUCUGGACAUGCUCUUUGUCGAGGUUGCUUCAUGAUUAAGUGUUUUAACUCUGCUGUCUUAGUCACAUCAUCAUGCGCAUUUUGGCUGUGUUGUUAAAUCAGCUGCUAGGAAAGUUAGGUAACCUAAAUAAGCACUGUGAUAAGAGGUAUAUGAACAAUAUUGUUUAAAGGUGUAAUCAGCAUCUGGUUCACUGGCCUGAAAUAAGGAUUAUUCUGCAUUAAUUUUCAGCUGUCUUAUUCUUUGUGUCAAUAUUAUUGUGAAGUGUAUUAAUACAUGUCAUCAGUAAAGUUCCACUAUG
This is a messenger RNA of Monopterus albus (swamp eel), 1587 nucleotides long. It is a transcript of the gene snx12, whose product is annotated as sorting nexin 12. Gene Ontology annotation, molecular function: phosphatidylinositol-3-phosphate binding. Gene Ontology annotation, cellular component: retromer complex; early endosome membrane. The record is from RefSeq and is a predicted model, not a curated record. Gene Ontology annotation, biological process: late endosome to Golgi transport; endocytic recycling. The transcript is spliced from 6 exons. NCBI's taxonomy places the organism in Eukaryota, Metazoa, Chordata, Actinopteri, Synbranchiformes, Synbranchidae. Bases 340 to 822 code for a protein of 160 amino acids.